CUUAUAUAUCAAUGAGAACCAUUGCAUUAACUAAUUAACUCGAUUCAUUAUUAUUGAGAUCCACCUGUAACUAACAACGCGAAUAAAUUACGAAUUGACUUAUCAGCCAUGGAGCGUAUUUUUUUCUCUUUCUUCAUAAUAUUUAUCAUCUCGACUUCCUUGGUGAAAUCCCAGUUCGUCGCAGUGGAGUCCAAAGUGAAGCUUCCCAAAGCGAAACACGGAAGUUGCGCUGUUUAUGAUGGCAACGACUCGAUUUAUAUUUUGGGAGGUUACAGCAUCGACACUCCGCAGUCGUCAGAGAUCUACAAAUACACAAUCUCCUCUGACAAUAUCGCCCAAAUUGGGGAACUGCCUCUGCCCGUUUUCGAAAUGUCAGCGUCGAUCGAUACCUCCGGGAAUAUUUACACUCACGGCGGGAUGAUUGAAUUUAUACGUGAAAACGGAACAAUUGGUCACGUCUCAUUGACAGAAAUUUAUAGAUUUGACCCUGUCGCCAACACUACCAGCAGAGUUGCAGACCUUCCCGCACCUAAUCUCGAGAUGGUCUCAAUUCCUGGAGACAUGCCAAACACGGUUUAUAUUCUCGCCGGACAUCAUGAAAGAGAAGCCAUCGUUCUGUUCAAUAUGACCGAUCUCACAGUAUCCAGGAUUGCAAAUUUGCAAAAAGCUUACUGGUUCAUGACAGCAGUUUCUUCCGGGGACGGUUUUGCCUUCAUAUUUGGAAAUGAAGACGACAACAUCGCACCGACUUAUCCGGUGGCAAAAGUCAACUUGAAUACGCGACAGGCAAGCUAUGGACCUCCCACAUUUCCAAGAUUGCUCGGAAUGCCAGCGGCCGUAUGGGAUGGAAAAUUUGCUUAUAUCAUUGGCGGAUAUGGAAACAUAUCGGCGGGUUAUAACACAGACACGAUAAUUCAGUUUGACCCAAGCACCCUUGAAAAUAAGGUUAUAACGGUGGCCAAUUUUCCCACGAAUGGUAACCCGGAAUUAUUUUUUGCAUGGACGAGCGCCGUUUAUGUGCCAAAGCUGCAUCGUAUUUAUAUAUUUGGCGGGAUUAACAGGGGACUAGACGGGUGUGUCGUUGCCGAUUGUACGACUUGGCGUGAUGGAAUUUGGUACAUCGAUUUGCCUCAAUCUUCACGAGCGGCUAUGCUCCCAAGUAUUGGGUACAUUUUGUUAUCGUGUACUAUUCUUGCAGUGAUGAUAAGUACUAAAAUGCAAGUACAAUAUUAAAUUCACUAUUAAUUCACAGCUAUUUACUGUAUGAACAGAGAGGGUAAAGCAUGAACUUAAAUAAAUCUGGAUUACUUUUAAUCAUUA
Folsomia candida is the source of this 1320-nucleotide messenger RNA. RefSeq lists its product as uncharacterized. Gene Ontology annotation, molecular function: protein binding. The record is from RefSeq and is a predicted model, not a curated record. Lineage: Eukaryota; Metazoa; Arthropoda; Collembola; Entomobryomorpha; Isotomidae. Bases 109 to 1233 code for a protein of 374 amino acids. The transcript is spliced from 2 exons.